Messenger RNA from Chlorocebus sabaeus (green monkey), 2460 nucleotides. RefSeq names its product alpha-1,3-mannosyl-glycoprotein 4-beta-N-acetylglucosaminyltransferase B (gene MGAT4B). The record is from RefSeq and is a predicted model, not a curated record. Gene Ontology annotation, biological process: protein N-linked glycosylation. Lineage: Eukaryota; Metazoa; Chordata; Mammalia; Primates; Cercopithecidae. Gene Ontology annotation, molecular function: acetylglucosaminyltransferase activity. Gene Ontology annotation, cellular component: endoplasmic reticulum-Golgi intermediate compartment; Golgi stack; endoplasmic reticulum.
AGAUCCAGGCCCCAGAUCCAGGCCGGGCCGCGGCUCUCGCCGCCCAGCCCAGCCCAGCCCGGCCUGGCCCGGCCCUGCCCUGCCGCGGAGGCGAGGCCGCCAGUGUCCCGCGCCCCUGAUACCUGCAGUGAGCCUGAUAUCUGCCUCUGCUCCUCUGAGUCUGUUCCUUUUCCCUGAGUACAGGGCACAAAGCUUGCGCCCUGAGGAGCGGCAGGCGCGCUCCCCGGCCCGGUCCCCGCCCGGCCCCGGGCCCCCCGCCCCUCCCCGCCCCGGGGCCGGGGCCCCUGCAGCCGCCGCCUUCCGACCCCUGCGCCCCGACCCCGGUUCCCCGGGCCAUGCAGCCUCGGCCCCGCGGGCGCCCGCCGCGCAUCGGAGGAGAUGAGGCUCCGCAAUGGCACCUUCCUGACGCUGCUGCUCUUCUGCCUGUGCGCCUUCCUCUCGCUGUCCUGGUACGCGGCACUCAGCGGCCAGAAAGGCGACGUUGUGGACGUUUACCAGCGGGAGUUCCUGGCGCUGCGCGAUCGGUUGCACGCAGCUGAGCAGGAGAGCCUCAAGCGCUCCAAGGAGCUCAACUUGGUGCUGGACGAGAUCAAGAGGGCCGUGUCGGAAAGGCAGGCGCUGCGAGACGGAGACGGCAAUCGCACCUGGGGCCGCCUAACCGAGGACCCCCGAUUGAAGCCGUGGAACGGCUCACACCGGCACGUGCUGCACCUGCCCACCGUCUUCCACCACCUGCCACACCUGCUGGCCAAGGAGAGCAGUCUGCAGCCCGCGGUGCGCGUGGGCCAGGGCCGCACGGGAGUGUCGGUGGUGAUGGGCAUCCCGAGCGUGCGGCGCGAGGUGCACUCGUACCUGACUGACACUCUGCACUCGCUCAUCUCCGAGCUGAGCCCGCAGGAGAAGGAGGACUCGGUCAUCGUGGUGCUGAUCGCUGAGACCGACUCACAGUACACUUCGGCAGUGACAGAGAACAUCAAGGCCUUGUUCCCCACGGAGAUCCAUUCUGGGCUCCUGGAGGUCAUCUCACCCUCCCCCCACUUCUACCCUGACUUCUCCCGCCUCCGAGAGUCCUUUGGGGACCCCAAGGAGAGAGUCAGGUGGAGGACCAAACAGAACCUCGAUUACUGCUUCCUCAUGAUGUACGCACAGUCCAAAGGCAUCUACUACGUGCAGCUGGAGGAUGACAUCGUGGCCAAGCCCAACUACCUAAGCACCAUGAAGAACUUCGCGCUGCAGCAGCCUUCAGAGGACUGGAUGAUCCUGGAGUUCUCCCAGCUGGGCUUCAUUGGCAAGAUGUUCAAGUCGCUGGACCUCAGCCUGAUUGUAGAGUUCAUCCUCAUGUUCUACCGGGACAAGCCCAUUGACUGGCUCUUGGACCAUAUUCUGUGGGUGAAAGUCUGCAACCCCGAGAAGGAUGCGAAGCACUGUGACCGGCAGAAGGCCAACCUGCGGAUCCGCUUCAAGCCGUCCCUCUUCCAGCAUGUGGGCACUCACUCCUCGCUGGCUGGCAAGAUCCAGAAACUGAAGGACAAGGACUUUGGAAAGCAGGCACUGCGGAAGGAGCAUGUGAACCCGCCAGCAGAGGUGAGCACGAGCCUGAAGACAUACCAGCACUUCACCCUGGAGAAAGCCUACCUGCGUGAGGACUUCUUCUGGGCCUUCACCCCUGCCGCGGGGGACUUCAUCCGCUUCCGCUUCUUCCAACCCCUACGACUGGAGCGGUUUUUCUUCCGCAGUGGGAACAUCGAGCACCCGGAGGACAAGCUCUUCAACACGUCUGUGGAGGUGCUGCCCUUUGACAACCCUCAGUCGGACAAGGAGGCCCUGCAGGAGGGCCGCACCGCCACCCUCCGGUACCCUCGGAGCCCCGACGGCUACCUCCAGAUUGGCUCCUUCUACAAGGGAGUGGCAGAGGGAGAGGUGGACCCAGCCUUCGGCCCUCUGGAAGCGCUGCGCCUCUCGAUCCAGACGGACUCCCCUGUGUGGGUGAUUCUGAGCGAGAUCUUCCUGAAAAAGGCCGACUAAGCUGCGGGCUUCUGAGGGUACCCUGUGGCCAGCCCUGAAGCCCACGUUUCUGGGGAUGUCGUCACUGCCGUCCCCGGAGGGCCAGAUACGGCCCCGUCCGAAGGGUUCUGCCUGGCGCCGGGCUUGGGCCAGCCUGGGGUCCGCCGCUGGCCCGGAGGCCCUAGGAGCUGGUGCUGCCCCCGCCCGCCGGGCCGCGGAGGAGGCAGGCGGCCCCCACACUGUGCCUGAGGCCCGGAACCGUUCGCACCCGGCCUGCCCCAGUCAGGCCGUUUUAGAAGAGCUUUUUCUUGGGCGCCCGCUGUCUCUGGCGCGAACACUGGAAUGCAUAUACUACUUUAUGUGCUGUGUUUUUUAUUCUUGGAUACAUUUGAUUUUUUCACGUAAGUCCACGUAUACUUCUAUAAGAGCGUGACUUGUAAUAAAGGGUUAAUGAAG